UGUUCGCCAAACUAUUUUAUUUUUCAAUGCCAAUUUGGCGAAGUGUCUUUAAUUUACUCUCUCGUUUCAAACAAUUUUUUUCUCUAAUUUUGUUGUACAACCGGUUGUUGUUUUUGUGUGUUUUUGAGAGUGUUUUUGUUGUUCGUUUUCAUGUUUUUAAUCGUUUUUACGUGUGUUCCCCAUCCCCUGACCCGCGCGCAGCGAAAAAACUUAAAAAUUAAGCUUAAAAUCUUUAAAAAUUAAAAGUUUUUUUACAAAAAUCUAACCAUUUUUUUCAUUCAGCACAACCAGCAGACUUCAACAUGCUGUACGUGGAGCAGUGUUUUUUUAUUUUUUUUAUUUAUUUUUUAAAUUUUUCUCCAAAAAUUUCAAAUUUUUUCAAUUAUAGUGCUCAUCAUGGUGCUCGUCAUGGCUGGAAGAAUAUGCUCUGGAGAAUAUGGGAGAAGCAUGGAAGCUGUGGAAACCCGGUGUGGUUAAUUUUUUUGAGUUUUUGCUUUUUUAAGCAGAUGUGUUCUGCAUGGUGGUUGGUGCUCUUCAUGUUGGCUAGCUCUUCUACAUGGUGGCUGUCUUCUCUUCUGGCCCAACCGGGCGAAGCUGCUCAACUUAUGGCCAGAUGGGGGCCAAUGGUUCGUGGAGGGAGUGUGGACAGCUGUGCUCAACAUGGUUGGACAAUGGAGGACUAUGGGUGUGCUGGUCUCGUCUACCUGGCUCGUCUACAUGGAUGGUGGUCUCGUCUACAUGGUGGAUUGGUGGAGGAUCUUCAGAAAUAGUAAGUU
This is a messenger RNA of Meloidogyne enterolobii, 776 nucleotides long. The record is from the annotation of a GenBank genome assembly. NCBI's taxonomy places the organism in Eukaryota, Metazoa, Nematoda, Chromadorea, Rhabditida, Meloidogynidae.